Molecule: messenger RNA, 1704 nt
Organism: Sparassis crispa
Lineage: Eukaryota; Fungi; Basidiomycota; Agaricomycetes; Polyporales; Sparassidaceae
Exons: 12
Coding region: 1-1704 (567 amino acids)
Biological process (GO): DNA-templated transcription
Cellular component (GO): RNA polymerase III complex
Molecular function (GO): single-stranded DNA binding
Source: RefSeq, a predicted model, not a curated record
AUGGCAGAUGCAGACACGACCCGACUUUGCGACCAAAUAAUAUUGUCGCAUUUUGGCCCGUUAACUGCUGCUGUGGCAUCUGUGCUGUUGAUCCGAGGGCGUCUUCCCUUGGCGCAACUCGUUCGGUUUUCUGGAUUGAAACCGCGGAUAGUUCGUGCUGCCAUCCUAGUAUUGGUACAACACAAUGUCUUGUGGCAUGCUCAAACAGACGACGAUGGGGAGGUGUUCGAAGUCAACAUUACCGAAUGCCUUAUGAGGCUGCGGUUCGGGCGUUAUGUUUGGCAAGCUGAGCAGCUGUAUGGGAAGGCGGGUGCAGAAAUUGUCCAACUGAUACUAGACCACGGCAAGCUUCGGUCACCAGAGAUUGUUUCUCGACUUUCAAUCUAUGACCCGAUAAAAGGGCCCGCUCUGUACUCGCAGACGUUGCACAAGCUUGUCGAUGCUCGUUACCUCAGACCUUCCACUAUCCUGUCGCAUGUCUCUCCUCGUGACAAGCGUAUGAAGUAUGAAGCUGAGGAGAAGGCAAAAAUUUCUGGAUUCCCUACGGCUAAGGAGCUUCGUGAAGCCAAGGAGACUGCUGAAGCACGACUUAGACGGGAGGAGGACGAGGCUGAACAAACUGGCAUGAAGCGGAAGGCAAAAGAUCAAUCAGGUCGGUCAUUGAAGCGCAAGGCCAAUGACGAGGAUACAGUCAAUGACGCGGUCUUUUUCCGUGUCAACUGUGACAAGUUCAAUGUUCAUAUCCGGAACAAGCUCAUGGAAACCGCCGCCGCAGAACGAUUUAACGACUCCGCAGGCCUUGUCGUUCGCGCUACGUUGAAAGCGACAGAGGCGAAGCAGUUCAGCCUCGCGGAUUCACGUUCAGAUCCUACAUCGUUUGCCAAUAUCGCAAUGCAGUUGAUGGAUGACGAUGAUCUCUCAAAAGGCCUUGUCCUUCACGGACCCAAGAAGCCCACCAGUGUCUCCCUCAUCAAGGAAUACUUAGGUAUCUUGGCAUCCGCCGACAAUCCGACUCCUGCUGGUAGAGCAGCAUCUUUCGUCUCAAUGAACAACUCGAAAGUCCAAGUUGAAUUUGAGCUCGUGGGACGACGAUUACGGCGACGCGUUUUAGAGGCAAUCACAAGGGAGCGAUAUGGUGAUGACGGUGUGCGAAUAGUGCGUCUCCUGUUGGAUACAGGGAAAAUGGAUGAAAAACAGAUAUCUAAAAUUGGCAUGAUGUCCAACAAGGACGUCCGACCGCUCCUCUCUGCAUUGUCGGCAGAUUCGUUGAUCAGUCUGCAAGAAGUCCCAAAAAGCGCUGAUCGAAAUCCAACGCGAACAUUCUACCUUUGGUAUGUUGAUCUUCAGAAGGCAUACUCUGUCCUCCUGAACAACCUGUACAAGACUCUUUACAACAUUGGCAUGCGUAGGCAGGCAGAAAAAGAGGAACCAAGUGUUAAGGCCGUAUUGGAUAAGAGGCAGAGAAGUGAUGUCAGUCAAGAUGAAGAGCGAUUAUUGACUAGGAACGAGCGGGAGGUCCUGGCGCAAUGGGAGAAGAAGCGAGAAAAAUUAACGACGCUAGAAAUGCGAGUGGAGGAAGCAGUCUUUGUUCUCCGUGACCUGGGGACGUUCGGUUGGAAUGAUGAGUUGGCGGUUCGAUCCGAAGGCCAUUCCGCGAUCUUGGUCUCGGCGCGUGAUAUUACGUCACGAAUGGACGCAAAAUAA